AUGGAACAACGAAAGGAGGAUAUAACUAGAAGGCCAUUAUACGUCUAUGACCUCCCACAAGAUAUUUUAUCAACACUCGCGCGCAAGGACGAUUCCAAUGACGACGCCUACCAGGCAGAUACCAAUCCGCCUACAGACACGACCGAGCGAGUUAUACAAACCAAACCCGGAGAUGUGGGAUCAAAGGCCUGUUCGUUAUGCGGUGGAACUUUUUAUACUGUGGAGGACCAAAAGAGUCAUGUACGAUCGGAUUUCCACAACUAUAAUUUAAAGCAAAAGAUUCGAGGGGCGAAAGCUGUUACGGAAAUUGAGUUCGAGAAGUUGGUAGGAGACCUCGAUGAGAGUCUUUCGGGAUCUGAUUCAUCGGAUACCGAAGAAGAGGAAGAGGAUGGAGGGCGCAAAGAAACGACAUUGAGCUCAUUACUCAAGAAGCAAGCUGUUAUAGCAUCAACGAGCAAUGAAUUUGACGAUAAUCCCGGGUUAAGGAAAAGAACGAGAGGCUCUGGAAAGGCUCCAAUGAUUUGGUUUACAACAUCUACGAUGCCGAAGAACACUUACCUUGGGAUAUACCGAGCGAUUUUUACAAAUGAAGAGCAAGAAAAGGAAACCCCAAUGCACGAAAUUGUUCAGCGAAAGCAACUUUCUCCGAAACCCCAGAAUAAGGUACCAGUCAAUAGUGAAGGAGUUCCGUUGCCAGAAUCUUACAAAGAUCCACAUAUCUUUAUGUGUAUGAUAGGAGGUGGUCAUUUUGCUGCCAUGGUCGUAUCUCUUGCCCCUAAACAAGUCAAGAACCCACAGGCAACAACUGGUCCAUUGACUAAAGAAGCAGUUGUACUCGCUCAUAAAACUUUUCAUCGAUACACCACCCGUCGCAAACAAGGAGGAGCUCAAUCUGCUAAUGAUUCCGCAAAAGGAGCCGCUCAUAGUGCCGGAUCUAGUCUCCGUCGCUACAAUGAACAAGCUCUACAAGAUGAAGUACGUCAACUUCUCACUUCAUGGAAAGGAAUCAUAGAUACUUCUGAGUUACUGUUCAUCCGUGCCACUGGUACCACUAAUCGACGUACUCUAUUCGGACCAUAUGACGACCAAGUAUUAAAACAAAAUGAUCCGCGAAUUCGUGGAUUCCCUUUUAGCACGAAAAGAGCCACGCAAAACGAACUUAUGCGCUCCUUCGUCGAACUCACCCGUGUCAAAAUUCUUGAAGUAGACGAAGAAGCCCUGGCAGCUAAACGUGCCGCCUUUCUCUCGGCGCAACAAUCCCUCGUCGCCAAGAAAGAAGCAGCCGCAGCAUCAAAACCUCAACCCAAAAAGCUAACAGAAGAAGAAGAAACGGCACUUCUACAUACAUCACAACUACAAUCCUUAAUCCGUCGCUCAAAACUUCCUGCUCUAUUAUCUUACCUCCAAACAAAUUUCGUAUCUCCAAACUUUCAUUUCCAACCCGAAGAACAAAAUUACCAUGCUCCUACUCCCUUACAUUUAGCCGCAAGUUUGAACUCGAAAUUAUUAGUCGAGGGAUUAUUAUUAAAGGCAGAUGCGGAUCCGACCAUUAAAAACGGAGAUGGGAAAACAGCUUUUGAAUUAUGCGGAGAGAGAAGCACGAGAGAUGCUUUCCGAGUCUGUAGAUACGAAUUAUCCUCUCCUAAAGGAUAUACCUGGGAAACCUCAAAUGUUCCCUCAGGACUAAGUAGAGAAGACGCAAGCAAAAGAGACGCGCGGGAAAAAGAAGAGGAACAUAGAAGGAAAAUGGAAGAGAAGAGUAUAGAUGAUGAGAGGUUAGCGAAAGAAGAAGAAGAGAGGGAGAGAGAGAGGAAUCUGAAAGGAGGAGGAAAAUUUAGUAGUAGAGCGGGAAAGGGAAAGAUUAUAGGGGCGGGUGUACAGGCUAGCGGUCAGGAAAAGAGAGAGCAGGAAAUGAGGGACAUGACGCCGGAAAUGAAGAUGAGGGUUGAGAGGGAGAGGAGGGCGAGGGCGGCGGAGGAGAGGAUGAAGAGGUUGGGGUAG
This is a messenger RNA of Botrytis porri, 2001 nucleotides long. RefSeq lists its product as uncharacterized. Gene Ontology annotation, molecular function: protein binding. Lineage: Eukaryota; Fungi; Ascomycota; Leotiomycetes; Helotiales; Sclerotiniaceae. The record is from RefSeq and is a predicted model, not a curated record. The transcript is spliced from 2 exons. The coding region runs from base 1 to 2001 and encodes 666 amino acids.